Molecule: messenger RNA, 240 nt
Organism: Neurospora tetraspora
Lineage: Eukaryota; Fungi; Ascomycota; Sordariomycetes; Sordariales; Sordariaceae
Exons: 2
Coding region: 1-240 (79 amino acids)
Source: RefSeq, a predicted model, not a curated record
AUGGGCGCCGUCGUUUCUUGCAUCCAAAGCGUCUUCCGCACCAUCGGCCGCGCCAUCAUGGGCGUCGUGAACGGCAUCGGCUCGAUCCUCAUGGCCAUCAUCAACGGCGUCAUCGGCGUCAUCGACGUGAUCGUCGGCUUUUUGACGUGCAACUACUGCGGCAGCCGUCGCGGUCGCAUGAGGAGGAGGAGCGGUGGCAUGGGACGGAGGAGACAUGCUGGUACUACUGCGGCGAUCUAA